Messenger RNA from Hibiscus syriacus, 1338 nucleotides. RefSeq names its product transcription factor bHLH93-like. Gene Ontology annotation, molecular function: protein dimerization activity; sequence-specific DNA binding; DNA-binding transcription factor activity. Gene Ontology annotation, cellular component: nucleus. Gene Ontology annotation, biological process: regulation of DNA-templated transcription. The coding region runs from base 126 to 1103 and encodes 325 amino acids. The record is from RefSeq and is a predicted model, not a curated record. The transcript has 4 exons. Lineage: Eukaryota; Viridiplantae; Streptophyta; Magnoliopsida; Malvales; Malvaceae.
CUUCAAAUGUGUUGUGGCUAUAAAUUCUUAAGCUUGGUUUCAGAUUUUCAUUUCCUCAAGGCAUCUUUAGUAAUAAUAGCAUUGCCAAGAGAGAGAGAAAGGCAAGGAAAAAAAUAGAGGGAGAGAUGGAGAUGAAUGAACAAGGAUUCUUAGAGGAAUUAUUGGGCCUGAGAAGAGACAAUUGGGACACAGUUCCAACUGAAAUGAAUGCCAUUUUCUCUAAUGACAUCAACUUUGAUUGCUUUGAUGAUGCAGCUGGUUUUCUUCCUGAUUCCUUCUCCCAAGAUUUGAGUUUCAACUUCAACAACGUCUACGACGUUCCAUUCGGCGAUGAAUUCUGUGCAGCACCACAACUGACAGACACUUCGAACAACACGUUCGAUACGACGCCAUUUCCGAUUCAAGACUGCUUCAAUAUGGUGGAGGAAACAGAAUCCGGCUUCCUCGUACAUGAACUUCACAUGCUGGAUGCACAAGCGCUAACUGCUUGCAAAGCUGAGCCUAUUCAAUCACCUGAAGCGCCUUCCAACAUGAGGACCUGCAGUACUACAGACCGUAACAAUCGAGCCAAGAAAUUAAAGGGCCAGCCGUCGAAGAAUCUGAUGGCGGAAAGAAGGAGAAGAAAGCGCCUAAACGACCGCCUUUCCAUGUUAAGGUCGAUUGUUCCUAAGAUAAGCAAGAUGGAUAGGACAUCCAUACUUGGAGAUACCAUAGAUUACACAAAGGAGCUUCUAGAGAGGAUCACAAAUUUGCAGCAAGAAAUCGAAGCAGGCUCAAGUGAGUUAAAAAUGGCUCACAUUUUCAAUGAAAUAAAACCAAAUGACAUCUUGGUGAGAAAGACACCAAAGUUUGAGGUGGAAAGAAGAGACGUGGAUACGAGGAUUGAGAUUGGUUGCUCGGGGAAACAGGGAUUGUUGUUAUCAACUUUAACAACAUUGGAAGCAUUAGGGCUUGAGAUUGAACAAUGUGUUAUUAGCUGCUUCAAUGAUUUCGCAAUGCAAGCUUCUUGCUCAGAGGACUUGAAACAGAGGACAUUAACAAGUUCUGAGGACAUAAAGCAAACAUUGUUUAGAAAUGCUGGCUACGCAGGAAGAUGUUUGUAGGAUCAAAAUUAGACUACAAGGGAAGCAACUUUUUGGUGAUUUUUAUGUUAUUUUCUCCUUUUUUUUAUUCCCAAAUUCUCUGUGACUUUUUGAAUGAGCUUUUGAGUUGAUGGAUUGUUAGUAAAUUUUGCCUUCAUAAAUAAGAGAAAAUCCAAGUCAUCACAGAUUUGUAAUAACUAUUUCAGCUGGAGUUGUUUAUUAAUACAAAAUUCUUUAUUAUCAUUUUCUUCUCUCU